AUGUACCCCAUCAAAUACACCAACCCAAGCCAACUCCUCCAUGCACUAACCCCCCUCUACAUGCUCCUUGAAACCCACCAAACAGGCCACCAACACCUCAUCUUCUCCUCCGUCACGCGCAUGCAAUUCGAAGAAGACCUCAUCUCCCCGGAAGUCCAUGCCUCAUUUUCCGGAUUCCUCAAAUACUGCUAUCACCACCCCACCCAGUCUCUAGCCGUCAAAGUCCCGCUACCACUGCACUUCACUGUAGUCGCUAGUAUAUUCAAGAAAAUGAUUGACAGGCAGCUUUUCAAGAUGGAUCUUCUAGACACUGAGGGCUGGAAUAAUACUUUGCGGAAUAUCGUGUAUAUUGGGGACUGGGCUUUAGAACCAGAUUUCUACUGGGUUCUGUCCACGAAAACGAGAUAUACCAGUCCCUCUGUGGUACUCGAAGUUGGAACAGCCGAAGAUUUUCCACAACUUGCCGAUAAAGCGUCCAUUUGGUUGGAAACUCUUGAGUCUAAUGUGCAGGCUUUUAUAACGAUUCAACUUGACUAUAACAACGAAUGCGACCUUGCUAGUGAUACCGCCAUCAGGAUUACGGUGUGGAGACUGACUCCAACUAACAAGGCAUAUCAGAGUGUGUGCGUUGGUAUCGUUCGUUUGCGGUCUUUGCUCGGACGGCUGAGUACGUCUGUCUUGUGGUAUUCGACGGAUCCUGUAACCGAGACUGUAACUUCGGACAAGGGGAUUCGGUUGGAGCUCGAGCUUUUCGCUCGAAAGAAAGCUUCAAGGAACCCAUUUUCUGCAAGCGAUGUUUUUCUUUCUAGGAGGUUGCCGGCUGGGUUUGCGGAGGAGUUUUGGAGAAUUAACCAGUGUGGUAACGUGGGUUAG
Molecule: messenger RNA, 873 nt
Organism: Penicillium lagena
Lineage: Eukaryota; Fungi; Ascomycota; Eurotiomycetes; Eurotiales; Aspergillaceae
Exons: 1
Coding region: 1-873 (290 amino acids)
Source: RefSeq, a predicted model, not a curated record